Rhinocladiella mackenziei CBS 650.93 is the source of this 1086-nucleotide messenger RNA. RefSeq lists its product as uncharacterized. NCBI's taxonomy places the organism in Eukaryota, Fungi, Ascomycota, Eurotiomycetes, Chaetothyriales, Herpotrichiellaceae. The transcript is spliced from 5 exons. Bases 1 to 1086 code for a protein of 361 amino acids. The record is from RefSeq and is a predicted model, not a curated record.
AUGCCUACGGAACUGGAAGAGCUCCUUGCGUUCCUCCACCACGGCAAUACGCAGAUCCGGCAAAUUGCUUGUGAUCACCUUGUCGGCCACUCAUCCGACCCUUCAAUUUUCAAAAAGCCCCAACUAGUUCCGGUCCAAGAUUUGAAACUUCUCGUCAGAGACUACCCGCCGAUUGCUAAAAAUGCCCUCACCAUCCUCAUUAAUGUCAGCCAUGAUGCGGAGAUUCUCGAGGACCUUGCCUCAGACGAUGCAUUUAUUGAAACGCUAUUAACCAAGAUAACAAACCCGAAGGAACGCGCGGCCGAUGACAUCGCUAUGCUGCUCUCGAACCUCGCCAAAUCUGAUCUGAUGGAGAAAUUAAUCAAGCUCAAGCGCACGGUGCCUUCCACAACGGUCUCUACGUCUCCAUAUGCUCUCGAUCAACUAUUUGACUGCUUCGUCAAAGGCGCCGAUGGCAACCUAAACCAGCACGCCGACUUUGAUUACCUCGCUUAUCUUCUCGCUGAUAUGUCCAAGUAUAAAUCUGGACGAAAUCACUUGCUCAGCAAGAGAGAAUACGACGGUGUGGUACCAAUAAGCAAGUUGACCGUGUUCACGGAGCACAAGAGUCCUGUCCGAAGGAGAGGGGUGGCAAGCACCAUCAAGAACGUCGCUUUUGAGGUUGACAAACAUCCAUUACUUUGGCAGGAUGAAACUGAAUCCGUCGAUGACACACCCGGAGUGAAUCUAUUACCAUACAUCUUGCUCCCUCUUGCUGGCGCGGAAGAGUUCUCAGAGGAAGAAUCCGCCAAUAUGCUGCCCGACCUACAACUUCUGCCAUCAGAUAAAGCGAGGGACAGCGACAAUGAGAUCCUGGUCACUCAUCUCGAGACAUUAUUGCUACUGAGUACGACGAGAGAAGGAAGAGACAAGCUAAGAAAUGUUCAAGUCUACCCAUUAGUGAGGGAGACGCAUUUACACGUUGAGGAUGAAAAUGUCAAAGAAGCAUGUGAUCGCUUAGUACAGGUGAUUAUGAGAGAGGAAGAAGAAGCGCCCAAAGUGACGGAAAUGGAUGACGACGAUGAGAAGAUAGAAGAGAUAUUCUGA